CCCCACCGGCCUCCUCACCGCAGUUGCAAGUCGACAACCGCUGGGGGAGCCCUCAGAGCGAUGCCGCCUCGCGUCGUCGUCGUCGUCCUCUUCGUCUCUUUAGCAAUCACCGACUGCCCAGAGCUUUAGGCGAAGAUUUACGUUGUCGCGUGUCUUCGUGUGGUCCCUGAGAACCACACCAGUCGCACGCUGGCGAUGGACAUGACAUCCCCGCCAAGGUUCUUUCACAUGCCAAAGUUUCAACACCAGGGCCCCAAACAUGUCUUCUACAAGCGCUCCGACUUUGGCCAAAUGGAUGGCAUGCAGCAAGUCACCUUCGAUGGGAAGCGCAUGCGGAAAUCUGUUAACCGUAAAACCAUCGACUACAACCCUUCCGUAGUCAAAUACCUGGAGAACCGAGUAUGGCAGAGAGACCACAGAGAUCUCCGUGCCAUUCAGCCCGACCCGUCCUACUAUGGUGAUUUACUACCGCCAAUGGGAAUGAUGCACAAACCCAUAAAUGCAGUAACCACCAAGUUUGUCAGGACAUCUACAAACAAAGUGAAAUGUCCUGUCUUUGUCGUAAGGUGGACACCUGAAGGUCGACGUCUUGUAACUGGAGCCUCCAGUGGGGAGUUUACACUGUGGAACGGUCUUGCUUUCAACUUCGAGACAAUUCUACAAGCCCAUGACAGCUCAGUCCGCGCGAUGACGUGGUCGCACAAUGACAUGUGGAUGCUGACGGCCGACCAUGGUGGAUUUGUCAAGUACUGGCAGUCGAACAUGAACAACGUGAAGAUGUUCCAGGCGCACAAGGAGCCCAUCCGCGAAGCCAGCUUUGCUCCAACGGACAACAAGUUUGCCACCUGCUCAGACGACGGAACAGUGCGAGUGUGGGACUUCAUGCGAUGUCACGAGGAGAGGAUCCUGAGAGGACAUGGAGCAGACGUGAAGUGCGUGGACUGGCACCCCACCAAGGGACUGCUCGUGUCUGGCAGCAAGGACAGCCAGCAGCCCAUCAAGUUCUGGGACCCCAAGUCUGGACACAGCCUGGCCACACUGCAUGCGCACAAGAACACUGUGAUGGAGGUGAAGUGGAACCAGAACGGGAACUGGCUGCUCACGGCAUCACGUGACCACCUCUGCAAGCUCUUCGACAUCCGCAACCUGAAGGAGGAAGUGCAGAUCUUCCGAGGACACAAGAAGGAGGCCACAGCCGUGGCUUGGCAUCCAAUACAUGAGGGUUUCUUCGCAAGUGGAGGAUCAGAUGGAUCAUUAUUGUUCUGGCAUGUCGGGGUGGAGAAGGAAGUCGGUGGCACAGACGUGGCACAUGAAGGCAUGAUCUGGAGCUUGGCCUGGCACCCGCUGGGACACAUCCUCUGUUCGGGGUCCAAUGACCACACCAGUAAAUUUUGGACGAGGAACAGGCCAGGAGACAAGAUGAGAGACCGAUACAACCUCAACCUCCUACCAGGAAACAUGUCAGAUGAUAUGAUUGCAGAAUACGAUGACAAUGAGCCACUCAGUGCUCCCAACAUCCCAGGCAUGGGCAUCGCUGAGCAGCUCAAGCAAGUGCUGGAACAAGAGCAGAAAGAGAAGGUAGUGGAGGCUGAGCCGGAAGUGGCGAUCCCAGGCUUGGACUGGGGUGUGGAGGAGCUCAUUAAAGAACAGAAGAAACUCCCCACAAAGAAGAUCCCUUACUCCAAACCCAUCCCCGCGCAGUUCCAGCAGGCUUGGCAGCAGAACAAACUUCCUAUGCUCCCUGUGGGUGGCAAUGUGAAAGUUCAGCCUCCUGAAGAUAAGAAAGACAAGAUGAAGUCACAGGCGGAGAUUCGUCAAGAGCUGACGGCGCUGCAAUACACAAACCCUGCUCUAUACGAGCAACUGAAGUCUGACCGUAUUACUCAGAAACUCAUGGAACAAGUUCAAAACCAACAGCAGAAUCAAGGACCUGUACAAAUGCAGCCCCCGCUGGGCAUGAUGCAGAAAAAUAUGCACCCUCAGGGCUUUUCCCAGGGACCCAUGCCUGGCCUACAGCAGCACUUCCCUCCCAACAUGCCCCCAGGCAUGAUGUCUGGUGGGCCCAUGGGCCAGUUCAGACCGCAAGGGCCUCCUGGGCUCAAUAUGCAGCAAGGCCCCGGCCCUGGACCGAACUGGCCUCACGGUAUGCCCGGCCACAUGGGUAAUAUGCAGGGACAAAUGGGUCUGUCUGGACCACUUGGACCCGGUGGCCCGCAAGGUCCCCGUGGGCCUCAGCAAGGGCUUGGCGGUUCAGGAAUGGGGCAGACACCCCCAUCGGGUGGCAUGCAAGGCGGUGGACCACCAUCUUCACUGCACAUGCAAGGGCAGCAACUGAGGCCUCAAGGAGGACCCCCCAAUAGGCCACCGUCCCAAGGCGGCCCUUCAAACAUGGCACAGCCCAUCUCAAUGCAGGGACCAAUGCCCUCGCCCAUGCCGGGCCGGGGACCCAUGCAGGGCCAGGGCCCCAUGCAGGGCCAGGGACCCAUGCAGGGCCAGGGCCCCAUGCAUGGCCAGGGCCCAAUGCAUGGCCAGGGCCCCAUGCAGGGGCAGGGCCAGGGCUCAAUGCAGGGGCAGGGCCAGGGCCCCAUGCAGGGCCAGGGCCCCAUGCAGGGCCAGGGCUCCAUGCAGGGCCCCGGCCCCAUGCAGGGCCAGGGCCCCGGCCCCAUGCAGGGCCAGGGCCCCGGCCCCAUGCAGGGCCAGGGCCCCGGCCCCAUGCAGGGCCAGGGCUCUGGUCCCAUGCAGGGCCAGGGUCCCGGCCCCAUGCAGGGCCAGGGACCCGGCCCCAUGCAGGGCCAGGGACCCAUGCAGGGCCAGGGACCUAUGAAGGGCCAGGGACCCAUGCAGGGCCAGGGCCCCAUGCAGGGCCAGGGCCCCAUGAAGGGCCAGGGACCUAUGAAGGGCCAGGGACCCAUGCAGGGCCAGGGACCCAUGCAGGGCCAGGGCCCCAUGAAGGGCCAGGGACCCAUGCAGGGUCAGGGACCAGUACAGGCCCAGGGACCCAUGCAGGGACCACAGCAGGGCCCCCAGCAUUUUGGACCCCAGUCCGGCGGAUUUCAAGGACCGCCACUCUCCCCACGCAGCUCUCUGCAAUCCGGGUCCUCGGAAUUUAUCGGAACUCCUCGUGAAGGUCCGCAGCAAAAUGCCAGCGACGGACCCAGGGGGGGGCAGCUCUUUGAGCCGCCUGACAGCCAAGGAGGCCCAAAUCAGGGGCCCAAUUCAUCGCCGUUCAGUGGCCACCAAGGCCCCAGUGGACCUGGGGGACUGUCGCCUGCGAGCCUACAGCAGCACGGACCCCCGCAAGGACAGGGGCAGGCACAUCAACGUGGACCCCCGCUGAGGCAGGGGCUCUUAGGAGAUGCCCCUCCAGGGCACUCGCAGGGAUCAUCAGGACCAGCGAGGAUUCCGACACCAAACAGGAGCACAGCGGGUUCAGUCCGAGGUGAAGGCAGACCUAUGCUGCAUCAGGAGGAAUUUGGUGGGGAUCCUGUGAAGGAAGAACCGCGAGAUUUCCAGGCCCCCUUGGAACGCGGGGGAUCCCUUGCCGAUCAGGAUGAGUUUGACAACCCCGAAUUUCGUGGGCCACCUGGCCCUGAUGACCACGGCCGGCAAAGGCACUUUGAAGAAUACGGCAUGGAAUUUGGACCAGGAAAACGAGAAUUCGAGGGAAGAAGAGAUGAGGGCUGGAAUCGUGGCCCGACAGAGGAAAACUGGCAGCAACGGCCUGGAAAUUCGGAUGAGCCCUGGAGGAGGCCACCGCCUGGUGAUGAGUUUGCACCAUUCGAGGAUGGCAGCAGGAGGAGAAGGGACGGGGCUCGUGGUGGCAUGCUCGACCGACGGCGCCCUUCGGCCGACAGGGACCUGGACGACGGUCGCUUUGGCAGGCGGAGAGAAGACAGGUUUGACCCUAAGUUCCCGGGCGAUGGGUACCCGCAGCAGUUUGAGGGCGAUCGCCCUAGAGAUUUCGAACCCCGGGGCCGACGAGGCCGGGACGGAGAGCCCCUCCCGAUGGAUCAGUUUGACGAUGGCUUCCGGCGCGGAGGACGGGACAGAGAUGACGAUUUUCCGCGUCAGUAUGAGGACGACCAGCGAGGACUUGGGCACGGUCGCCUGCUGCCCAGAGGCGAGGAGCGGCGAGGCGAUUAUCCCGCACCCCCCGACAGCCCCUCGGGCGUCUCUCGCGAACGGCCACCCUCGCUGCUCGCGAUGGACACGGCAUCUCUGCCGCUGCGCAAGCGACCGUGGCACGAGGGACCCGGAGGGCUCCCCGGGGAGCGGAGGGAUGGAGAAUCUGGCCUAUCGCCCCUGGACGACCGCCCAAUCAGAGGCGGUGGCGGUCCCGGGCGCAUGGAUGCCCGCGACGACCCGUACCGCGGUGAGGACGAGGGCCCCCCUUCCUUCAUGGGCCCCCUCAACAGUGGGGCCGGCGGCAUGGCGUCGCUCCAGAGGACCCCCAUGCAGAGAGGAGGCAACGCGGACUGGGCGCACAGGCGUGGAGGAGCCCUCCGGGGGGCCGGCCGAGAGGGGAUGACAAGGGGCGGUAGAGAGGGCAUGCCGAGGGAGGGCAUGCCGAGGGAGGGCAUGCCGAGGGGGGGUGGCGGGCGAGAUGGCAUGCCCAGGGGAGGCGGCCGAGACAUUGGGCCCCGAGGGGGCGGCCGAGACGGUGGCCCAAGAGGGGGUGGCGUUGGCCGGGAUGGCGGCGGUCCGAGAGGGGGCAGUCGAGACUGCAUGGCGAGGGGCGGUGGACGAGAUAGUGGUCCAAGAGGCGGUGCUCGAGAUGGAGUGCCUGGGCGGGGAGGAAGGGGCCGCUGAUGGACAGAAGUCGGAGGACGCCCGUUUCUGUUGAUAUAUUUUUUUGCUUUUCCAAAAACUUUUGCUGUGUCCCUCGGGAUAUUGCUGAGUUACUGGCUGAGCCAGCAAGAUUAUUUAUGCUCAAAAAGUUCGUCCGUCACUUCUGCAAAACAUGGGAGGCAUGUGAAGGUGUGUGCAUACUUGCACACAUUCAUAUUUGUGGUGAGUGCGUUUGCAAUGGAUAAUACUCAUUUUCUACGAUUCAGCCAACGAUAGUAAAACACAAUAAUUGCAUUGAUUGGAUAUUUGCGAUGGUUUUGGGGCAGGGAAAAAAUAAAUUUUUACGAGUGAUACCAGCAUCAAGAAACUUCUAUUUUAAAUGUAGAUAAUCCGCUUUCAAUUUUUUUUUGCCAAUUAUAGCAUAUACUAGUGGAAGAGUGCUGAGAUGUUUCAGUUUGCGUUUUUUUUAUUUUGUUAAUCAGGCCUGUAAGUAAAGUAAUUGACCUAAAGCAUAUUGCCUACAUGCUACACAUGAAUACAAGUAACUAUCUAAAAGUGUUCAUCUUAGCAUGAUGCAAUCCUCUGGUGUCAAAUAUUGGAAUCUCAUUGUUUGAAAACGUAAAUCAGCAAGUCUGGUCCCAAAUCUGGUCUAACAUUGUGUAGAAUAGUUAUCCAAAUGAAGAAAAAAAACCCAUGCAAGUCUACACAAGUAUUACCUGUACCCAUUUCCUGGCACCCCUGUCUCUGUUCACAUGACAACUGGAUAAAUAGGUUUCAUCUCCUGUUUAUGUGUUCGUAUUUUGGUAGCUUCAACUAAAAGGACCAAACUGGGCUUGUGGUGUUUUCCAAACAAUGUUGAGUGAGUGAACGUGAGCAAUCCGGGAAGCUUACCCUACCGUUCGCUGUUCUCGGAAUGAAUGUCUGCUGCAUUACUUCGUGACGUUAAUACUAGCGCCAUUAAAACAUAAGUAAAUAAUUCAAUAAGUUCAGAAAAUAAAAUAUAUUUUUUAGUUUAUUGUUUCUUUUUUGUCAAAAGUUAUGGGGCUUUGGCACCGGACUUGUUGAAUUACACCACAGUGGGGAAAAUGUGUGUAUUAAAUCGACAGGCUUUAUCUCAAUUAAAAUGUCUGUUUAUCAAGUCGUACUUAUUAAACAGCUGGUUGGUAAAUGUCAGAAUUUUUCUGUUUGCCUUUCUACCCUGAAAUGCUUCAGUGCUUGUAUUCACACAAGCUGUGAACCUUUGUAUAUUUGUCUACAAUUCUGUUUCUUGAUGUUUUGUAAAAUUACUGAUAGCCUCUUGCUGUAUGUUUUGUGGUAGUCUGCGUGUAUAAAGCUUGCACACAUGGUUUCUUUAGCAUUAUCUGAGAGAAAUAUUUUGCUAUGUAAAGUUAUGCAUCUCUCACCGUGAUGCACACUUGUCCUGAAUAAUAAUGAGAUAAUAAACAGAGAUGCACACUUUA
Messenger RNA from Petromyzon marinus (sea lamprey), 6248 nucleotides. RefSeq names its product WD repeat domain 33 (gene WDR33). NCBI's taxonomy places the organism in Eukaryota, Metazoa, Chordata, Hyperoartia, Petromyzontiformes, Petromyzontidae. Gene Ontology annotation, molecular function: protein binding. The record is from RefSeq and is a predicted model, not a curated record. Gene Ontology annotation, cellular component: mRNA cleavage and polyadenylation specificity factor complex. Gene Ontology annotation, biological process: mRNA 3'-end processing.